AUGCAUGGCAGCACUCCAGUCAUGAAGGAGUUACAGGAACUGCAGAAUCUUUACAAGCAAAACAUUGAACAUACAGCAGAGCAGGCUGAGCUGAUAAAGCAGCUUCAGGCUCUCAAUAGUGAUACACAAAAAGUACUGGAAGACCAAGAAGAUACUCACACAGCUGAAACAUCCUCAUACCAAAAACUUUAUAAUGAAUUGACUUUGUGUUUUGAAACUCUCAAAACAAGUGAAAUUCAACUGCAGAAAACCUGUUCCUCUCUUCAGGAUCAGUUACUUGAAAAAGAUCGAAAGAUUUCUCAGUUAGAAGAGCAACUUCAGAAGGCUUAUGGUGCUCUAUAUGGUGUACAUCAUGUUUCUUCUCCAAAAUGUGAAGUACAGGAACCACCUGUGAAACGUUCAAGGUCUCUGUCCCCAAAGAGCUCUUUUAGAGAGUCAGAGGAGACUCGAGAAACUGAUGAGCUAAGAGCAGCCCAUGAAAAACGCAAAGAGAGGCUGCAGAUGUUACAGACCAACUACAGAGCACUAAAAGAGCAAUUAAAGCAGUGGGAAGAGUGUGAUAGCAGGAUUGAAAGUGGUAAAAGCACAUACCAGCAUACUGACCCCUGUCAGCUUUGUGAGGAUGGUUGUGAUGCUGGGUGGAAUGAACUGGCUUUUUUCAAAAGGGAGCACAAAAAGCUGUUGAUCGAAAAGCUGAAUCUUGAAGAAGAGUUGGAUCAGAUGAAAGUAUGUCAAUCUGUGGAGCCACCUUUUAAACUUAGUGAAGAUGAUGGGCUCAAGAACAGUACUCCAAAGAAGAAUAUGAAAGAGAUUUCCCAUCAGAGAUUACGGAAGGUACAACAACUAGAAAGAAGAUUCAAAGCUAUUGAAGGGGAAUUAAAGAAAGAGAAAGAAGUAAAUAAAGACUUACUGAAGGAGAAAAAUUAUUUGGAAGCAUCUUUAAAAGUGAAAAAGGAAGAUGCAGACACAAGAGAAAGAGAGCUGGAAAUGCUGCAUAAGAGGAUUUGUGAAAUAAAAAAAGACAAAGUGCAACUUCAGUUAGUGAUUGAUGAGCAGAGAAAAGAAGCUGCCUCUUUGAAGAGACAAGUGGUGGAAGCUAACUGGUUGAGAAACGAAAAUGAAGAUUUGCUGAGUCAAGUGCAGGAGCUGAAGUGUUUGUUGGAUGAAGCCAAAGCAGUGGCAACCUCUGGGCAAUGUAAUUGCAAGAUAACAGACACCAAGGUUAAAUUAAAAACAGCCAAGAAAAAGAGCUCCUUGGGACAUCAUGGAGCUUUUCUCAAACAGUCCAUCAAGGUUAUGAGUAAUGUAUGUGAGAACUUCAGUAAGGACGGCUGGGAGGAUGUGAGUGAAAGCAGUGACUCUGAAAUAUCAGCUUCUGAAAGUCUGGAAACCCUGAUUAUGAAGACAGGGCAAAACACUGAUCCGGUGCAAGACAGAAGUAAACAACGGAGAAAAAAGCAAAUACAAGAUAGUCAAAACCCCUGCAAUGUUGUUUGUUUAGAAGACAAAAAAACUCAGUACAAUAAGAAGGGCCAUUCACAGAAUAAAGACCUGGAUAAGUUACAUUCAAAGAGGAAGAAGAUCUGCUGUCUCAUAAAAUCUUACCCAUCUUUUCUAAGCCAAGUGAACAGAACAAAAAGGAAAAACACCAUUAUCCAGAAACCGGGCUGCUCUGUUACUCUACUGCAGGAAAGAAUUAAGUCAUUGCAGCAGCAGAUAACUGUUUUACAGAAUGAAAAGAAGACAGCAGUGUCUUCUUUGAAAGGAUUUAAAGAAAUCAAUGAAACACUAACAACUCAGCUACAUUUGGCUGAUCAGAGACUUCAGACUAGUAAACGGACCAUAGAG
Chaetura pelagica (chimney swift) is the source of this 1848-nucleotide messenger RNA. It is a transcript of the gene CNTLN, whose product is annotated as centlein, centrosomal protein. Lineage: Eukaryota; Metazoa; Chordata; Aves; Apodiformes; Apodidae. The record is from RefSeq and is a predicted model, not a curated record. Gene Ontology annotation, biological process: centriole-centriole cohesion; protein localization to organelle. The transcript has 12 exons. The annotation marks the transcript as partial. Gene Ontology annotation, cellular component: centrosome; centriole.